Molecule: messenger RNA, 963 nt
Organism: Owenia fusiformis
Lineage: Eukaryota; Metazoa; Annelida; Polychaeta; Sabellida; Oweniidae
Source: the annotation of a GenBank genome assembly
CUAUUAAGUGGGAUUUAACAUUGAUAAUCACGUUGAAAAUCUCAUUCCAUGUCAUAAGUCUACAUGGACACUGGUCAACAAAUAUAUCUUCAAUCAAGAUUUGUUCAUCAAAUAAGAAUAGCGAUUUACAAUACCAGGGUCUUCAUUAGUCAAUGACAAUACAUACCUGACUGUUCGGAAAUAGGUUUCUCAUAACUUCUGAUGAAUAUUCACUAGAUCUACAAUUUCCUGUAUUAGUUAAUACCGGUAGGUUAUUUCGACGAGAUCAAAUCGGACGUAGCGUUCAACAAGGGGUUCAUACAUUAUAUGACUUCAGUUCUAUGAGAAAUUAGAAAAAUGCUUGGUGGACGUGCAGCAUUUGGUACGACAUCCAGGAAAAGGAACCCUGGUCGAAGUCAGGUUCUUGAGCAGAGAUUUGAUGAUGCUUAUUCAGCUUUUCUAAGCGUAGGAGGUAAACAAAAACGUCAGGCAUUUCAACAAAAAUGUUGGAAGACACUUCCCGCACAAACUCGAGAAAGUGAUUUGAGGCCGAGCCAGAAAUAUUUCUCUACGGGGAGUGGGGAACAUUUUGCUAAACAUAUUGACCUAGAGUUGUCUGAAGUUGUCAGAACCACAGAUGUGGAACGUGAUAUACGUGCACCUUUGGAAGCUAAACUUUCAAGCGGAAGUGGAAAGCGUGUAUGCUUUGAAGAUGAUCAUUUGUUCCCUGAUUCGCCGGACGAUUUGAACAUUGAUGGUGAAGGAAGUCUAUCUGAACAGGCGCAUGGAUGUCAUCCGGAUGGACCAGCACCCAUCUCUACCCGAACUAUAUCUGCCUACUAUCCCUCUCCGUACAAACAACAUGAGAUCGGCGGCUAUCGCAGUCUUUAUCAAACAGAAAACGAUCAUCCUAGCAAAUCUAAGAUCGAUGAGUCAGGACAGCCAGGAAAAUCGUGUAUAACUGCAGUCGACUAUAUAUCAUAG